UUUUAGUAAUUUGCCAAAAUGACGAACACAAAGGGAAAGAGGAGAGGAACCCGAUAUAUGUUCUCCAGGCCUUUUAGAAAACAUGGAGUUGUUCCUUUGGCCACAUAUAUGCGAAUCUACAAGAAGGGUGAUAUUGUAGACAUCAAGGGAAUGGGUACUGUUCAAAAAGGAAUGCCCCACAAAUGUUAUCAUGGCAAAACUGGGAGAGUCUACAAUGUUACCCAGCAUGCUGUUGGCAUUGUUGUGAAUAAGCAACUCUAA
Ictidomys tridecemlineatus (thirteen-lined ground squirrel) is the source of this 261-nucleotide messenger RNA. The record is from RefSeq and is a predicted model, not a curated record. Lineage: Eukaryota; Metazoa; Chordata; Mammalia; Rodentia; Sciuridae.